AUGGCUUAUCCGGUGCAAAAGGUCUGUGCAUGGAGCAAGGCCCACGAUGUUGACUCCAUUGACGCUGAAGAGUGUCCAGAUGUGAGACUGGUUUGCGCCAAGCCUUUUGGUGCUUUUCCCAAUGCCUGCAGUGGCACGGCCCAUUUGGCGAAGCCGUGGUUCGUCUCCUUCUACUCCUUCAGCAAGGAAACGGCUCCUGGCACCUUCGAGACCUCCCUGCAAACAAGGGUUCUGGUGGAUCGAGAUACGACUUGCGCCGGAACCUACCAGAAGAUGCCGGCAGCUUUUCCCACGGUCGGAGAAGAGGAGGUCGAGAUUUCAACCACAGCCAGACCUUUCUUGGGACCCGAGGACAAGAAUAUCUUCGUCUGGGUCAUGGGUGCAGUCGUGGUUCUUUUCGUGGCCGUGUCGGCCGUGAUCCUCCGCUGGAAUCGACUGAGCCCUCAGAGGUCCUCGCAGGAGCUGGGCAGAGAAAUUGAGCUGCAAAGUACAAGACCGUUUUGA
Symbiodinium necroappetens is the source of this 504-nucleotide messenger RNA. NCBI's taxonomy places the organism in Eukaryota, Dinophyceae, Suessiales, Symbiodiniaceae. The record is from the annotation of a GenBank genome assembly.